AUGACCAUGUCGACGAACCGAGCUGGUUGCAACGACGCGGAUUUGCCCAAUGUGGGGGAUGAUGAAAGCAUUAGAAAGAGAAGCAUAAGGUCUUCUUUAAAGAGAAGAGUCUGUAUUCAAUGCGGUGGAGAUAUUGAAGGAGGCGGCGUGCCGUGUGUGUGCCACCACUACAAGCCCGUCAAGUUCGAGUCUGGUGCGUGGUUCCUUCGUCAAAUACAACGAGCGCUCACUCUUAUGCCGUGGUCCAUCAGCACUGAUAAGCUGGAGCAGAUAGAAGAGGAAUGCGAGACGAAUCCUGGACCGAGCGAUGUCUCGCGCGGCGAGCUGCACAGCAUCAGAGAAUUCCUGGAGUUGCUCUCAGCCAAACUGGCCGGCGGUCCGCUGGAAGGGACCAAAGUCGGCCCUCUGUACGACCAUCCCGCAUAUACGAACAUGUUCGAGCGACACCACAGCACGCUGCGAGACGCUCUCGCCGCCCUGUCGACCGCGCUACAAGACGCGCUCACAUGUAAGACAUGGUUGGACAGGGUGGAACAGGGUAGCAUGCUAGCUAGGUAG
Messenger RNA from Parnassius apollo (apollo), 558 nucleotides. NCBI's taxonomy places the organism in Eukaryota, Metazoa, Arthropoda, Insecta, Lepidoptera, Papilionidae. The record is from the annotation of a GenBank genome assembly.